Messenger RNA from Etheostoma cragini (Arkansas darter), 1708 nucleotides. Its product is annotated as tetraspanin-8-like. The transcript has a single exon. NCBI's taxonomy places the organism in Eukaryota, Metazoa, Chordata, Actinopteri, Perciformes, Percidae. The coding region runs from base 372 to 959 and encodes 195 amino acids. Gene Ontology annotation, cellular component: membrane. The record is from RefSeq and is a predicted model, not a curated record.
GAUCAGUACAAACCAUUUGUAUGAAAGCAAAUGAAGUAAAUAUCUGCAACUAGGAUUUUCUAUGACAACAUCUUCAGGAAGUGCUGCAACUGGAUAGCUCAAACAACCUUUUUUAACCCCCUCAGGUCAUUUUUCAAUGUGAUUUACUUUCACCUAGGUGAUCCCGUCUCACUGAACACAUCUCCAACAUGGGUUAAACGUUCCUUAUAUUUGAGGGGUAGCACCCAGUGGUGGAGACAUUCUCAUUUGGCUUUAAGAUUGACGUUGGGGUUGAACGAUGGCGGUCAGCAGUGAUAUCAAAAUACCUUCUCUUCACUUUCAACUUAUUGUUUUUUGUGGGUGGAAUCAUUAUUCUCAGUUUCUCCAUACACAUGAAGCACAACAAAACAGACUACCAGAUGACUGAUGAACUUCUGCUGGCGCUAAACCUCCUGAUAUUUAUCGUUGCCGUGACUCUGAUUUUUGGCUUCCUGGGCUGCUGUGGCGCGUUCCGAGAGAACCGCUGCCUGCUGAUCCUGUUCUUUGUGGGCCUGGUUCUAAUGCUCUUCAUGCUGUUGGCUGUGGGAGCGCUGGGAGCCAUUACCAGAACUGAAGCUGUCCAGGAGCUGGUAAUGGGACACAUAAAGCAGCUGCUUCAGCUGAGCGAACAGCCCAAGGAAGUUCAGGAGGAGUUUCAGGAUUUGGAAAGGUCUGGGUUCUGUUGUGGGGUCUUUGAUGGAUAUCUUGAUUGGGAAAACGCCACAUUGGUGCCCGACUCUUGUAACUGCACAAACACCUCCAUGAACUGCUUGGUGUUGGACGAACGUGAGAUAUUCUCAACAACAUGUAUGACGUACAUUGUGAGAUGGUUGGAAAAGGUAUCAGACACACUUCUGGGGAUUGCGUUUGGAUUCAGCAUCUUGAUAAUUCUUGGCAUGAUUUUCUCAUUAGUCCUGCUCUGUCAGAUUAUGAAUGGAUAAUGAUAUUCACCAUGUUAGUGUUAAUUUAAUCUUUACUGGGCUUUGCCCUGUUGUAUAUUUUAUAAAUGCUUCUACUCUUUUGUACCUGGCUGUGUUUGUAUGUUUUAUAGAUUUCAACCACAAACCGCAUAUUCAGCUUUUUUUACACAAUGAAAAAGACCAAUUAUUGUAUUUUUUUCGUUUACAAGAAACUUUUUGACAUUAAUGAUUUAUGGACAUGUGUCUGACUAUUGACCAGUGUUUAAAAAUAACUCUAGUGCUGUACUUACACUUCCAAUCCACUAAAACAAGGAGGAAAAUAUUAUCUGUAAGCUGUAGCAAAAUGAUGAAAUGUUUUUUUUUAGAACUCCAAAAAAUAAAUAUGAAUCUGUGUAGCAGAACAAUUUGGCCCUUUAUAUUUAUCAUUUUAUCAUAUUCAAACUCAUCUUGUGACCCUUAGGAGGGACCUGACCCCUGGGUUGGGAGCUACUGUAUUUACUAUCUUUGGUCUCAGUGCCGGAUGUCUCUUGCUAAAUUACUUAUGGCCAUUUUCCUGCAAGCCCGCACCUUUGUGAAGUUUGAUAGAUGCCGACCACGCAUUUUGUCUGAUUUUUCUCAUUUGCAAAGGAAAUAUGUAUCUCACUCCCACCACGUUUUGAUAAUAGUCAAAUAUAAAUAUAGACAAAGUCACAUUCUAAAAAUAGAUGUCACAAGUCUAUGAUUUGAAACAUUAACUUGUCAGUGCUCUGAAGGUGGACAAACUAAGUAAC